AUGGAAAUGAAAACUCAAGAUGCUGAAAAGGGUUGUUUAGGCGAACAGCCUUUGCUGUGUGAGGGGGAGUUAUCAACCUUGUCACCUGCUUUGUUGCCCAAACGGCAGAUGAGAGGCCUGUUCGACAGCCAUCUAAAGAAACACCAUAUAGCAGUGUCUCUUCUUUCUCUCGAAAUUAUACCUGGAUUCAAAUUUGGUGUGUCUGAACCCAGGAAGCAAGCAUAUGCAGAAUUCUAUAAGAACCAUGAUGCUGCAAAGGAGUUUGAGGCCAUGAGAGAAGCAGGUAUAUUUCAAAGUGCACCACCCAAAAAAUCAUAAGCCAGCAUCUUCAGAUCCUCUUCUUUAGCAACCUGAAACUGAACACUGUUUUCUGUGAACUAAACCUUUGGGUCACUUCAGUACUGGUCACGCUACAAUCUUGCUCAUUAAAUGAAAUACUUACGUCAA
Messenger RNA from Heteronotia binoei (common prickly gecko), 447 nucleotides. Its product is annotated as cytochrome c oxidase subunit 6C-like. The record is from RefSeq and is a predicted model, not a curated record. The coding region runs from base 1 to 318 and encodes 105 amino acids. The transcript has 2 exons. NCBI's taxonomy places the organism in Eukaryota, Metazoa, Chordata, Lepidosauria, Squamata, Gekkonidae.